AUGUAUGGCGAGUACAUAGAUGAAGAAGGACGAAGACAAAGCUAUAUUCUACCAUCGGACGCAUACCCAAACUCUUCACGAGGGGCUAAGAAUAGGAACAGCUCCGUGUUUUCGGCAACAGGUGCAAGCGGGUCAGGGAGAGAUCGGAGUAGCGGCGGGUCUCAGGGAAACGAACUGUUACCGGGCUCACCAGCACUGGCUCACCGCUCACCGUCCCCGUCAAGGUCACCCAGUGAAACUGCAAACCAAUUCUUUCCUCUUCACGACACCGACUACGAAUCCGAUCCGGCUGCUGUGGCUCAGGAGAUAAGCAACCUCCAGGCCCUUCGUCGGAUGUCUAUGGACGUCACUUCCACGGCCGAUCCCGACUUGCCGUCGUUCAACUCGUUUAUACCAUCUACACCUCCGGAAGAUGGUGGUGAUCCGGGAAGCGUUUUUUGGGUUCCAGCACGCCUACAUCCGGAACUUGCCCCGAAGGAAUUUAGUGCGUAUCUGGAGGCGAAGAAGAAUGAGAUUCGUAGGCCACAACGGGAUGGGUCUUUAUCACCAGAUGGGGCGGAGGUUAGUGGUGGUCCUGGACUAAGAAGGAAGAAAUCAAUGCUAUCAAAACAAAUCGAUCAUUCAGAUGGUGCAAAAGGAUACCGGGAUGGAACGGAGGCACUGGGGAGGCGGCGGUCUGGAAAGGAGGGGCCGCCUCAGUUACAGCUAGAAGAUCUGAUGAACGAUCCAAACACACUUAUGCGGAAAUUGAGUGUUGAGAGAAGAAACGGGGAAGGUAGGAUUGCUAUGGAUCUUUGGAUACUGGGGCCAGACUCUAAUGGUUACUUAGGCGAUAUGCCAAUAUUACAAGCUCACCCAGCAGGAGCAGGGCUUCGGCGGUCAACCAGAACGACAUAUAGGAGAGGAAGUCUUCGAAAAGGGGAACCUUUUAUGAAAAGACAAGCAAAGGCUUCAGAAACAGAUACUGAGGAAUAUACUGCAUCCUCACCUAUAGUUGGGAGGCCCUCAGGGUUUGGGUUGCAAAGGGUAUCAACGGAGCCUAUACCUUCAAUACCGUCCCAUUUCUCCACCAAGAGCCAACCAGAGGGGCAAUCUUCAAAGCCAACUCGUUCUGCUAACAAGAAGGUUCCGGCCACAGAACCAUCCGCCAGUUCAAUUGAUCUAUCCAAUGUUUCCACACCAACACAGCCAAAACCUUCUGGUGAUAGUAAGCAUAAAUCUGCACCACCGCCACAAAAACAAAGGAGAAGGGCUUCGUCACCAAAAGGGACAACUAGGCCCCGGACAAGUGAACCCGCGCCCCCGGUACCGCGUAUUGUUGAGACACCCCCGCCAUCUGAAGAACCUAAAAAGAUGGUCCACCCUGAACGCCAUUCUUCGCUAGAUCCCCCCUCGCAAACGAACAAGCCUCCAAAACAAACACGACCAGCUAUGGUAAGGACACCUGGUGGUUCUGCGGCCGAUUUGUCGAAUGAAUCUACCCAAGCGCCGUCAACUCCAGCUCCUGCUCCAGCCCCUGCUCCCGCCUCAGCUCCAGCAACCCCACAACCAGGCAAUCUCACAAAAGCCAGCCAGCUUAUGAUGGUUCCAGGUGCCAAUACAGCGGAUGACAGUAAGGAUAAGAGAAGACCGGACUCUUCGGGAAGUGGAGAGUCUUCAACGAGAAAAUCAAGUUGGGGAUGGUUGCUAGGAGAUUCAGAGCACAAGGCCAAAGAUAAACACGACAGGGAGAAAGAAGAGAGAAGGGAGAAGGAAGAGAAAGAUAAAGAUAAAGAGAAGAGAGUGCGGAAAGAAAAACGACCUAAAUCAUCGGACAAGUCAACAGAGAAAUCAACAAAAGACCAUGAUAACACUCGUCUUGAUCUUCUCCAAAAGUCUAUAGACCUAGGCAAUACCGGAAAGGUAAUAACUGCCGACCCCGUUGGGACCAAAACGGAUGAAAAGGCCGAUAAAGAAUCUAGAAAAUCCCGUGGAGAAGAAAAGAAGGACAAGGAUAAGGAAUCAGGGGGCAUCCUUUCGUUCUUUGGGAGCUCACGAAAAAAAUCUGGAGGUGAUACCUCUAAAUCAAAGAAUGGCUCAUCCAGGAAUCCGUCUCCGUCUCCUUCGCGCGAGCAGCCACAGCAAAACUUCUACUACACCAGGUUUCCGAUACAUAUUGAGCGGGCUAUUUAUCGGCUCUCUCAUUUGAAGCUUGCAAAUCCGCGGAGACCUUUACAACAACAGGUACUAUUAAGUAACUUUAUGUAUUCGUACCUUGCAAAGGUACAGCAGACACAACCGCAUCUGGUACAACAGGCUACUACUGCACCUAGUCGAGAAGCGCGCCAUCGGGAGAAACAGGCCCAGGCUCUAGCCCAAGAACAGCAGAAUCAACAACAGCAGAAUCAACAACAGCAGAAUCAACAACAGCAGCAACAGCAGCAGCAGCAAAAUCACCACCAGCAGCAGCAGAGUCAUCAGCAAACGGAUCCGCAGGGGAAUCAGUACUACCAGUACGAGGAUGCCUCUUCAAAGGGCGGAACCGACUAUGUGGAUGACUCACAGAUGUACGAAUACGAGGAUAGCGGGAAUGAAAGCACUGAUAGUAGACCUCAAUCACGAGCUUCGCGGCGUGACCGGCAAGAAAAAAGCAACGGUCACUAUGAUAAUUCUGGAUCAAAUCGAUCAGAACACAACAAUGGGGGGAAGCAUUCCCAUCGAGCUGGAGGCGAGGGUUCUUCAAGCAGUCAGGACAAAAUAGCAGGCAGUGAUGAUAUGUGGUGA
Molecule: messenger RNA, 2763 nt
Organism: Morchella sextelata
Lineage: Eukaryota; Fungi; Ascomycota; Pezizomycetes; Pezizales; Morchellaceae
Exons: 2
Coding region: 1-2763 (920 amino acids)
Biological process (GO): establishment of cell polarity; positive regulation of G2/M transition of mitotic cell cycle
Cellular component (GO): cytoplasm; cell septum
Source: RefSeq, a predicted model, not a curated record